AAGGGGAGGUACGGCACAUUUCUGACUGUGUUGGUGGGUGUGUAUAUUUUUAUAUACAUUUAAAGGAAAGAGAGUGUUUUACGCUUGCCGUACUUUCCAGUCCGCGUGUCACCAUUUCCUCUAAAAACGAGCCGGACUUCUUAGCGCGAGCUUCCCGUGUGCUCCACACCAAGCGAAUAAUUGGCGCGGUCGUGGGCAUCGUCAUGAUCGUAGCGCUGGUCAUCGCAAUUCCGCUUCUGGUCCAGACCUCAGUGGUUUCAGCGCACUACGAAAUGAUGGGCACUUGUCGGAUGAUCUGUGAUCCGUACAAUCCCAAAGCGAGUGCCACGGCGCUGGAGGUGAUGCAGGAUCUCAGUGCCAUUCCACCAUCUUUCACUCAAGGGACUAGAGGGGAACCGGGGCGUCCGGGCAAACCGGGUCCCAGGGGUCCACCUGGCGAACCGGGUCCACCUGGUCCAAGGGGACCACCUGGAGACUCCGGCAGACCUGGAUUUACCGGCAUCACAUCGGGAACGGCGAGGACUGAGACAGGAGACGUUGGUCCAGCGUUGGGGAACAUCAAGAUCGCUUUUUAUGUGGGUCUCAAGAACCCUCACGAAGGCUACGAGGUGCUCCGCUUUGAUGAUGUUGUGACAAAUGUGGGAAAUCACUAUGAUCCCACUACCGGCAAGUUUACGUGCCAGGUAUCGGGAAUUUACUACUUCACCUACCAUGUGCUGAUGCGCGGAGGGGACGGAACAAGCAUGUGGGCAGACCUCUGUAAAAACGGACAGGUUCGGGCGAGUGCCAUCGCGCAAGACGCCGAUCAGAACUACGACUACGCGAGCAACAGUGCUGUGCUGCACCUGGACUCUGGCGACGAGAUUUAUGUCAAACUCGACGGCGGAAAGGCGCACGGAGGAAACAACAACAAAUACAGUACAUUUUCUGGUUUCAUUCUGUAUCCAGACUGAGCUGCCACCUGCUUCGUUUCAAUCUGACUGUUGAUGAAUCUCCUCUCUCCGCGCGGCACACUCUCUCGGCACUUCAUUGUCAUUCUUGUCCGUAGUGUCGAUGGGAAUAGAAGGGUCAUCUGAUCUCAGCACCAGUGUGAGAAUAUGUUGUCUGAAUUUGUCCCUUUCUGUUUAAUGAUGUCUUGUGUUUGGCUAUUAUACCCAAUUAAAUGAAACGCGUUAAUCAUGCACAAGGAUGGUAAUCAGGAUACAACACUUUAAUGAGUGUUAGCAUAUCUGUAUUGUUCUCUGGGUGAUUUUUGCUCAAAUGAAAUUAUUUUCCUGCAUUUAUGAGCCCCUAGUGGCCCCUAGUGUGAUGCAAUUUCUGGUGUUAGCUAAAUGGGUUUCAUGUGGACAUGGACAAGCAUAUUUUGCUCUAAAUCUGGACAAGUGUAAACAAAAAGAUUUUAAGCAUUGAAAAAAAAAAAAACUAAACUA
Messenger RNA from Sinocyclocheilus anshuiensis, 1430 nucleotides. RefSeq names its product complement C1q-like protein 2. NCBI's taxonomy places the organism in Eukaryota, Metazoa, Chordata, Actinopteri, Cypriniformes, Cyprinidae. Gene Ontology annotation, molecular function: protein binding. The transcript has 2 exons. Bases 204 to 953 code for a protein of 249 amino acids. The record is from RefSeq and is a predicted model, not a curated record.